This is a messenger RNA of Pseudocercospora fijiensis CIRAD86, 586 nucleotides long. RefSeq lists its product as uncharacterized. The transcript has 7 exons. The coding region runs from base 1 to 489 and encodes 162 amino acids. Lineage: Eukaryota; Fungi; Ascomycota; Dothideomycetes; Mycosphaerellales; Mycosphaerellaceae. The record is from RefSeq and is a predicted model, not a curated record.
AUGCCUCUGGGAUCGUCGGAAGUGAUGCUGGUCUGCCAGAGACCGCCAUUAAUCUCACCGCAAACGAAAUCGUUGUUUGUGCGUGCACAGUCACUCGACUUCACUCGGAUCUUGCCAAGCCCCACGAGCCUCAAUUCUCACGUCAGGGAGCUGAAGUCGACUUCAACUUCCACCCGCUCACUGGAAUGGAAACACGCCCUCCACUGCGAUCAGCCUUCCAAGCUGCCCAUGUCGGCCUUCGGCUCUUCAAGACAUCUACCAGAGGCGGAGGUCUCCUGGUACUCGCCUGAAAGGCGAUGGGGAUACAUGUGUUCAACAGACAUCACUUCAAAUGACGCUCCCCGAGACAUAAGGACUCAAGCUACCUGUAUGGAUAUGGUGCUUGAUCAAAUGAAAGGCGCAUACUCACUUCUCGAUGCGCGGCGCGCUAGACAGCGGCGGUUAGGUAUGGUAAUGUAUAACCAACUUUUUUGCUCUGCCACAUUCUGACAACUUACGCUCUCUCUUUCGCCCACAUCGAUCACCGAAAGUCCUCGCGCAGCCUGCCGUCGCUUCCACCACCCGCUCAAGCCAUCCGUCCACCAUG